This is a messenger RNA of Temnothorax curvispinosus, 750 nucleotides long. Its product is annotated as E3 ubiquitin-protein ligase RNF180-like. Lineage: Eukaryota; Metazoa; Arthropoda; Insecta; Hymenoptera; Formicidae. Gene Ontology annotation, molecular function: ubiquitin protein ligase activity; ubiquitin conjugating enzyme binding. Gene Ontology annotation, cellular component: endoplasmic reticulum membrane. Gene Ontology annotation, biological process: protein polyubiquitination; norepinephrine metabolic process; serotonin metabolic process. The record is from RefSeq and is a predicted model, not a curated record. The transcript is spliced from 3 exons. The coding region runs from base 262 to 615 and encodes 117 amino acids.
GUUCAGUAUUGGUCAGGUUAUGUUCCUAUUGGAACUCUAAUGCAAGAGCAACAUUUAUAGAAUUUGAUCCAGAUGUUUACUGCAAAUAUGCAUUACUUUCUUCUUUAUUUUACUUAUAUGUGAAGCGCAAUUUCGAGAAACGUAUAUUCCGAUAAUAAUAACAGUUUAUUAAAAUAAUUGUUAUUAAAAUACCGAUAAUUAUAGUGGAGCUAUUCACAUUGCACGCACUUUUGGUAUUCUCUAUACCGCUGCCUUCCUAUCAUGGAAGUGAGGUGCAGGCAUUGCUGUAAAUCUCUUUUCAAGGGUGAUUCUAUUUUGUUUAAUGCCCACCACGAGGUAAAGCAGCAAGCAACGGAUGUAGGGUCAGGGUGUCAGACGGACGAAUCUGACUGCUGUUCGUAUAUGACUCCAGAGAAUGUACCAGAUUGGAUUAUGGAUGUCAUUGAUCAAGAAUCUUGGACCAAGGGAAAAUUACAUUGUCCGUAUUGCAACAGUCGCUUAGGAUCUUUCAACUUUGUGAAUGAACUGAAGUGUUGCUGCGACAAAUAUGUAAGGCCUCCCAUAAGGAUAGUUAACUCCAAAGUGGAUAUAUUGUGUGAAAGUUUGAGACAAUAAGCAAAGACAGAAUUUCUGUAUAAUGUACAUUGCCUGUUUUGUCUAUAUAUUAUUGUAUAUAUUUGUAAGAACUACCUCCCCGUAAUAUAAAUAGUACUGUAAAAUUUAUGAAAAUAUAUUUCUACAGAAAUCUUU